Chiloscyllium plagiosum (whitespotted bambooshark) is the source of this 3925-nucleotide messenger RNA. The record is from RefSeq and is a predicted model, not a curated record. NCBI's taxonomy places the organism in Eukaryota, Metazoa, Chordata, Chondrichthyes, Orectolobiformes, Hemiscylliidae.
CAAUUCUGGAAGUAUGUGUUUGAAUUUAUUUUGCUUUUAGACUUUUAAGGCUCAUUUUUUUUCCAAUGUCUUUGUUCAAUGAAAUAGUGAGAAAGAACAAGAAACUAAAGGAGAGGACCGUUUGAUGGAAGAAAAGAAAAAGAAAAAGCAAGAAGAGAAGAAAAAGAAGGAAGCUGCUCAAAAAAAGGCUGCUGAACAUAAAACCAAAGUGCCAGAACCUACCAAGACCAGUCAAAGCCAGCCACAGCCUGCCAAUUCCUGCAACAGCACUUCCACGACCACCAUUACUAACAGUAGUGGAAACAAUGGCAAGCGAGCUUCUAUCAAUUGUCAGCAACAGGCCUUGUCCCGCUACCCACCUCGCGAAGUGCCGCCACGCUUCCGGCAUCAAGAACAGAAACAGCUAUUGAAAAGGGGUCAGCCACUACCACCUGGGACUGUCAUCAGCAAUAGUUUAGCACAAGUUACAGGGCAAGCGGCAGCAAAUCCUUCUCAGCACAGUGUUCAACAGGCAUCAGGUGGACAACAGCAACUCCAGCAUCCCAGCAAAGGACAGACAGAUCUUAGCCACAGUGGUCUGGGAACGCAAUAUGAAAAUUCCCACUGGGGACAGCCCCCCUUUCGGAGUGAACCAAACAGCAUCUGGGAUAAAGUGAUAAUAGACGGAAGUGACAAAGAGGCUUGGCCUUCCAUUUCUGGUAACGAGACUGAAACUGCCUCAGAAUGCACAGACACUGACUCUGCCUCAAAUUGUGGCUCAGAUAAUAAUAGCAUGGCUACAGGGAGUGCACCAGGCAACUUCAAUGGACAAAACAAAAAUUGCAAUAAUGGUGGCAAUGGAGCACUUGUCCAAAGCAGUUCAAACCAGAGUGCCAUUGGAUGCGGAGCAAAUGGCGGAAAUGGAAAUUCAUCCAGGGUGUGGGCUGUUGCCCCAGGGUCUGCCCCUGGUGUAGGGCACUGCUCUGCUCCCAGUGGAAAUGGAAAGAUUGAUAGUAUCGUAAGUGUAAAUCCAAACUGUUGGGGCACUUCUACACCUACUGCUGGUAUUAAUCUGAAUCUUAAUCCCAAUGCCAAUCCAGCUGCUUGGCCUGUAGUUGGCCAGGAAAUUCAAGGAACUGUUGGAGGAGGAAGCACUUCAAAUAUUUGUAGUCCAAGUAAUCCCAUUGAUCAGAAUUAUGGUAACCCUAAUAAUGGUCCAGCAGGUACAUUGAAUACCUGGGGAAAUUUGCUGCAGCCAGAGAGCACAGAUACACAAACGUCCACUUCACAGAAUGUGUCUUUCAGCAUACAACCUCAGAACCUUAACACUGAUGGACCAAAUAACACUAACCCCAUAAACUCUUCACCAAAUCCUAUCAAUGCAAUGCAAGCAAAUGGAUUGCCCAACGUUUCUGUACCAGGAGGCUGGGCAAUGACAGUAGGCAUGGGUACAAUAAACCCAUCUCAUCUUCAAAACCUUUCUGGUGGUGGUGGGUCAUCUGCAGUUUCUCAACUCAGCGGGCGCAAUGGCGAAGGAAUGAACAGUCCUUCAUGCAACUCAGUGUGGGGAGUGCCACAUACUAAUCCUACAACCACCAACAGUAACUCUGCAUUUAGUCAGGGGAAUGGAGACACUGUGAAUUCUGCAUUAAGUUUAAGUGCUAAACAGACAUUAGCAAACAAUUCCAAUAACGCUGUGCAAAAGGAUGUUGGAAACAAUGCUUGGGACUCCGGUCCCCCGACCAGUCCUAGAGUACUGCCAUGGACAAGGGCUGGUACCAUUGGGGGCUUGCACUCUGGUCCCAGUAGCAUUGGAGCUUGGGGUAACACACCAUCUAACAGGAACACUAGCAAUGGUGUAAAUGGAGAAUGGGGCAAACUCUCUAACCAGCAUUCCAGUAAUGAAGCAAAUGGAAAUGGGAAAGGAUGGGAGGGUCUUUGUGUUAACAGCCAAACACCUGCUUUGCAGCAAGGUAAUGAACAAAUUAACUCUUUGGCCAAACCUUCUGAUUCAGGUACCACUGGUAGUGAGGGAAGUAAUGAAAGUGCUGGCAGCCAACAUGAAGGAAGCACCAGCAGAAGUGGAGGAAGGCAUAGUAGUAGCCGACGAAAGGCUGAUAAAGGGAUGAAUGAACAGCAAGGGCUGGUCCAGAGUGUUAUGUCAAAGCCAGAUCAUGACCCUAGAGUCUUGUGUAAUUCUGGAUGGGGACAGACACCAGUAAAGCAAAAUAUUUCCUGGGAAAUUCAAGAAUCCCCUAGGUCUGAGCGAAAAAAUGACAAUGGAACUGAGGCCUGGGGUUCUGCUGCUGCCCAGUCUUCAAACUCAGGGGCGAGAAGUGAUGGGUCCAGCAUAAGCAGUACGAAUACCUCUUUAGUAUCUGGUUGGGGAAAUCUUCCACCAACAGUUAUGUCUGAUAACGCAGGUUGGGGAGACAAAGUGUCUAAUAGCCAGGGGGGAUGGGGAGAUUCUGCUAAUUCUACUGCUGCUGCUGCUAAAAGUGGCCAUGCCUGGGGUGGGGUUUCUAAUCAGGAGGAGAAACCACCAUCCUGGGCAGACUCUCAGAAACCCAAGUCUCAAAAUUGGGGUGAAGGACAGAAAACCAAUCAAGGAUGGACAUCAGGAGGAGUGGGAGUAGUAGGGAGUGGUGGAGGAGAUUGGACUGAUACUGCUGCAGGACCUUUAAGUGAGGCAAAAAAAAAUGGAUCUAGUUGGGAGAAUGAAAACAACCAUACUGGACCCAAUUGGAAUGAGACAACCAGAUCACAGGCUAGUGGAUGGAAUAGCGGUACCAACAGCAAAUCAAGUUCAAAUGCAGGCUGGGGAGAGCCUUCAAAGUCAAAUGCACCACAGAACUGGGGAAAUAAACUUCAGGAUAAUAAUCUUAGCAACUGGGGAGGAGCUGCUUCUGUUAAACAGUCUAGUUCGGGUUGGGUUGGUGGAUCUUUGCCUACAAAACAGAAGGACAGUGAACCCACUGGCUGGGAAGAACCUUCCCCACCAUCUAUUCGCCGCAAAAUAGAGAUUGAUGAUGGUACCUCUGCUUGGGGAGACCCAACCAAUUAUAAGAAGACUGUAAACAUGUGGGAUAGAAACAAUCCUGUGAAUCAAAGUAGUAGCAACGCUGUGGCUGAACAACCACCUCAGCCCCAUCAGUCAAGUGCCACGCAAAACCGGUCCCCCCUACUUGGUCCAGGUAGGAUUCACUACCAUUUCAAUUUUCUUUUACAAACAUGUAAUUAUGUUGAUAUAUGUGAUGGAAGUCUGAUAUUUUCAUGAAAUUCUGGAAACAUACCUGAAAUUCCUGAAAGAGAAAUUGCAGGAUGCACACUGCCAUUUGAAUCAUGAUCUUUAUGCUUAGGUAUGCAAUGCUAAAGUAAUUUGACCCUCAUCUUGAUUCCUUUCAAGGUCUGCUGCUUUCUUUUUCUAUCUGGCAAAGUGGGAAGGAGGGUGACUUAUUACAAUCACUUGCUGCUCUAAAAUUAAUGAGUUUCAUAUGCAUUAGGGCAGCUUAAAUUGACUACUGUGUAUGUCUGGCAGUCAGUAAAUAUACAAUAUAAUGGGAGCAAUUUUCUGAAUAGCUUUUCGAACAUGGAGUUUUAGAUAUUGGGAGUCAUAGAGUCAUUUAAACAUAGAAACAGACCUUUCAGCCUACCAUGUUUGUGCUGACCAGCGAACACUGAAUUAUGCUAAUCCCGUUUACCUGCAUUUGGUCAGUAGCCUAUGUGUGGCAUUUUAAGCAUUCCUCCAGACACUACUAAAAUGUUGUGAGCAUACCUACCUCAAUCACACUCAGGCAGCAUGUUCCAUAUUUCUACCAACCUCUUGGGGGGGGGAAAAAAAAAUUCUCAGAUCUCCUCUAAGUCACUUACUCCCCUCCUUAUGUCUUCUGAUCUUAGAUACAUUUGCCACAGCAUCCUCUCCAGUGUAAUCAUCUCUUCUGAAAUU